Messenger RNA from Cutaneotrichosporon oleaginosum, 1602 nucleotides. RefSeq lists its product as uncharacterized. Lineage: Eukaryota; Fungi; Basidiomycota; Tremellomycetes; Trichosporonales; Trichosporonaceae. The record is from RefSeq and is a predicted model, not a curated record.
AUGCCCCGAGCGCCAUCGACACCGCGAACGCCACGCGCGGGCGGCCGACGGCGCGUAACCGGAGCGACCGGCGGCGACGGUAACGACGGAGGCGGGCGACCGCUACGUCGGCCCCUUGGGCAGGAGCCUCCGCGGGAGGACCUGCGCGCCGGUGCGCCAUACGCGGGGACGGCGCCGUCGAUCACGCCGCAGGAGGCGCGGCGGUUGGUGGACGAGUACCCCUACCCGCGGCACCAGAACCAGGUGGGGUACCAGCACCCUCCGUACCCCGCCGAAUAUCAGAACGAGGCGAUCCGUCUGACGGGGCGGUUGGUCGAACCGUCCUGCGACCGUUGCGCGGAACGCGGGACCGACUGCAUCUUCGGCGCCGUGUCGUUCCGCUGCGCGUGUUGUCUGGAGGCGGAGGUCGGCUGUCACUUCCACGGGCGUUCCUUCAGGGACAUGCCCGUGGAGCGUCGUAGCGCGGUCGACCUCAGUCCCGACGAGGUGGGGAUGCUCGCUCGCUAUCGAGCGGAGCGAGCGAACCGCGAGCGAGACGAGCGGCGCGCGCGGCGCGCGAGCCGUCGCGAGGCGCUGCAGCGGGACAUCGCCGCGGCUACGCCGGAGGACGCGCGAGAGCUGGCUCGGCAGCUCGUCGAGGGGUCCGUCGAUACCCCAAGCGAAUCGGGCGAUGGCGUUGGGCCCGGAGCCUCCGCCGAUUCAGGGCCGUCUGGGGGAGUCGCGGCGGACAACCGACACGGUCCGUCCGCGCCUCAGACGCCCGUGACCCCGACGCCACGGAGGCGUCAGGUGUCGAGCGUGCGUCGCGCCGUACCGUACCCUCCCUCGGGGCAACGGUUACCGACGCGCACGCGGGUAACGAUCGCUGGGUCCCCGCCCACGCCGACGGCGGUGACAGCGAGUUCCUCGGUCGAGCCGAUCGAGGCCCCCAGUCGCGAAGUGCGCGCGCGGGCUGCCGAGCAGCGGGCGGCGCUGGGCCGUGGAGCGGCCCCCGUUCUCGCGACUGGCGGCAGCGUUGCGGGUCCCUCGGGAACCCAGGAGGUAAUGGACGUCGACUCGCCCGAGGCGGCCAGGGGGUCGCCGACCCAGCCUGAGGUGGUCCCGGCCUUAACCGCGGGGGACUUGACGCCCGCGCCCGUGGAGGAGGCGCGACCCAUGUACGAGGGGCCGGCCAACCCGUACCAGUUGGUGAGGGGGCGCUGGGUGUUGGUGGGGUCGGAGGAGCAGGGCGCGCGAUACCUGAGCGCGCAGGUGGAGCAGGUGAGGUUGGAGUCGUUGUCCUGGGCCGCGAUUCGUAUGCGCGAGGACCCGUUUCGGGACUUGAACCUCACGGCUCCUGAUGCCGACGGGAUGGUCGCCAUUCUCGACCACGUCCUGAUGCAGCGAGCGCGCUGGGUGAGUCACGUCGUCCGGGCCCGGGGCGAGGUUAUCCUGGAGCCCCUGGACCCGGCGAGGUGGGCCGUCCUGCAGACCCGUAUGCAGGCGUGGGCGAGGUGGGAGGUCAUGGAGCGGCUGCUGGUUGGCUAUGUGCCUCCCAUGAUGGUGUGGCACGAGGCGGAGGACCGGCUGCUGGCCAUCCGGCCUCCGCGUCGCAACGAGUGA